UAUUUCAAGGAGAUGUACCGAAAGUCAUGUUUUGACAUUUCUAGUUUACUUUCGUUUAAUAUGUGCGACUUUGUUGUUACGUGCAGAAUAGAAAAGGCCGCUUGUGGCCAGAGUGUGGCAGUCUACGACAGGGCUUCAGUCACUCCCUUUUACACAUUGACGCUAUCGAGAAUAAAGCAGUCAUUUCCAGACAGUACUCGCUAACCGUGGACGUGCAUGGCUGUUGUCCAUCUUCUUCAUCUUUAAACUGGAUUUACACGGAGUUUUUUAUUUAUUGGAUUUAUGAGAUUCGUGGAAUUUUUAUUCAAAACGAUGACGCUGCAACGAGUCCUGCUGUUGUUCAUCUUGGUUCUUUCUUCACCCUCCGUGUUUGGACAAGUCAGCUACUCGAUCCCGGAGGAAAUGGAAAAAGGCUCUUUAGUGUCAAACGUUGCUCAAGAUUUAGGCUUAGACCUGAAAAGGCUGAAAUCCGGUCGAGCUCGCAUUCAUUCUGGGGACAGUGCGGAGUAUAUUGCGCUGGAUAAAGAAAGAGGGCUCCUCCUUGUGCAGGAGAGGAUAGACAGAGAGACGCUGUGCGGUGAGACGACGCUUUGUGCUUUGCAUUUGCAGUUGAUUUUGGAAAACCCUAUGGAAUUGUUUCGCAUCACUAUUGAAAUCACUGACAUUAACGACAAUGCACCGAGCUUUGAAUCCAGCAGCAAACGUUUUGAAAUCAGCGAAUCAGCCAUUGUUGGCUCCAAAUUUGUGCUGGAGAGAGCAAUCGACGCUGAUAUUGGUGCAAAUGGGCUACAGAGCUAUUCGCUCAGCCCAACCAAUAAUUUUCAGCUGAAAUUAGAAAAUCAAGCUGACGGGCAGAAAAAAGUGGAGAUGAUAUUACAAAAGGCUCUUGAUCGAGAGCAGCAGGAGAAGAUUUCCUUGUUAUUAACAGCCAUUGAUGGCGGACAACCGCGCAAAUCAGGAACAAUGCAGAUUAUUGUUCAUGUAUUAGAUGUAAAUGAUAACGCCCCUGUGUUUACUAAGACUUUAUACAAGGCAACUAUUAGCGAAAAUGCACAAAAAGGCACCAGUGUAAUAACGGUUAGUGCUUCUGACAAAGACAGUGGCUCGAAUGGACUAAUAUCUUAUGUAAUAUCAAAAAACAAGCUCAGAUUAUCAGAUCUAUUUCAGAUAAAUAGGGCAUCUGGGGAAGUUAUUUUAAUUGGUGAAAUUGAUUAUGAGAAAACUAAAAUAUUACAAAUAGAAAUUGAAGCUGUAGAUAAUGGAGGACUGUCUGAUUCAAGUAAAAUCUUGAUUGAUGUUAUUGAUGUAAAUGACAACAGUCCUCAAAUGAAAAUACUCUCCAAGUCAGAUUCCAUUUCUGAAGACUCUCCCGAGAAUACUGUUGUCACCAUGUUAAGUGUUAGUGACCCUGACUCUGGCAGCAAUGGAGAGGUCAAGUGUCACAUUAACAAUGACAUCCCAUUUAAAAUACAGAACACAAUGAAUGGAUUGUAUAGUCUGGUAACAGAGUUGGCCUUGGAUAGAGAAUCUGCAUCGGAGUAUAAUAUCACAGUGACGUGCUCUGAUGAUGGACUGCCCUCCCUGUCCAGUCGUGUCACUCUAGCUUUACACAUCUCAGAUGUGAAUGACAACGAGCCCGUCUUUGAGAAGAGCUCAUAUGAGGCCUUCAUUGUAGAGAAUAACAAACCAGGUCUCUCUGUAUUCACCGUAAAAGCCAGUGAUGCUGACUGGAACCAAAAUGCUCGUCUUUCUUUCAUCCUGGAGGACUCAUCAGUUAACGGAGUGCCAGUCUCCUCAUACGUCUCUGUUAGUGCUGAAAGUGGAAUCAUCCAUGCAGUGCGUUCUUUUGACUACGAGCAACUGAAAGAGUUCCACUUCCUUGUCAGAGCGCAGGAUGGAGGCUCCCCUCCCCUCAGCAGCAACACAAGCGUUCACAUCCUGAUCCAGGACCAGAACGACAACGCCCCUCAGGUCCUGUAUCCGGUGCAGACGGGCGGCUCGCUGCUGGCCGAAAUGGUGCCUCGUUCAGCCGACGUGGGCUACCUGGUGACCAAAGUGGUGGCUGUGGACGUGGACUCUGGCCAGAACGCCUGGCUCUCCUAUAAAGUGCACAAAGCCACAGACAGGGCGCUGUUUGAAGUGGGCCUCCACAAUGGGGAAAUCCGAACGGUCCGCCAAGUGACUGAUAAAGAUGCUGUCAAACAAAGACUGACUGUUGUGGUGGAGGACAACGGGCAGCCCUCUCGUUCAGCCACAGUCAUUGUGAAUGUGGCGGUGGCCGACAGCUUCCCUGAAGUGCUCUCAGAGUUCACUGACUUGAGCAUGCACGACAAGGAGUACAAUGACAAGCUGACUUUUUACUUAGUCUUGGCGCUGGCUGUGGUCUCCUUUCUCUUCAUCACCUGCUUGGUGCUCAUCAUAGCAGUCAAAGUGUACAGGUGGAAACAGUCUCGCGUCCUGUACCACUCCAACCUGCCUGUCAUCCCGUACUAUCCACCUCGGUACUCGGAUACUUUGGGGACUGGGACCCUCCCGCACGUGUACAAUUAUGAGGUGUGCAGGACCACUGACUCCAGAAAAAGUGACUGUAAAAUGGACAGAACUGCAAGCCACAACGUGCUAGCAACGGAUCCCCACUUUGCAGGGACGAUGCAAAAGAUGCGCAGUGAAAGGAGCAUCCUGGAUGAACCGGAUUCUCCUUUAGAGGUUUGAAUAUUUUAAAUGCUA
Syngnathus acus (greater pipefish) is the source of this 2727-nucleotide messenger RNA. RefSeq names its product protocadherin gamma-A11-like. Gene Ontology annotation, biological process: homophilic cell-cell adhesion. Gene Ontology annotation, molecular function: calcium ion binding. The coding region runs from base 283 to 2712 and encodes 809 amino acids. The transcript has a single exon. NCBI's taxonomy places the organism in Eukaryota, Metazoa, Chordata, Actinopteri, Syngnathiformes, Syngnathidae. Gene Ontology annotation, cellular component: plasma membrane. The record is from RefSeq and is a predicted model, not a curated record.